Diplodia corticola is the source of this 849-nucleotide messenger RNA. Its product is annotated as opa3 domain-containing protein. The record is from RefSeq and is a predicted model, not a curated record. Bases 1 to 849 code for a protein of 282 amino acids. The transcript is spliced from 2 exons. Lineage: Eukaryota; Fungi; Ascomycota; Dothideomycetes; Botryosphaeriales; Botryosphaeriaceae.
AUGUUCUGUACAACUCUCCAUCGUCGCAAGUCCUUCUCAUCGGCCAUUCCAGCUCUCACCGUAAACCCUGGGCUGAAUCUACGAGAGUACUGCCUUAAUACCCAUGAUCUUGCCCUCCCUCUUCCUCGCCAGGGCAGCGCAGACGUCACCCGCACCCUCCGUGUGCUCCUCCUCUCACCCACCUGCGCCGCCCCAUCCGCGCUGCCCGCCACCCUCACCCGCAUCCAACACUUCGCGGCACUCAACGGUGGCAUGGACUCCAUCAUCAUGUUCUUGCUUAACCCAGACUCCUCCGCCGCCACCACUCACACAAGCCCUCACCAACCCGGCCAGCAACAUCAACAACAACAGCGACCCCAAAUAGGCCUCCACGCCUACGCCCACCUCACCUCCACCCUCCUGACUGACCCCUCCCUCUCCGCCCUCCCCCUUCUUCCCCUCCCAUCCACUCCCUCCCUCACCCCCAUCCUCCAAACCUACAUCCGCACCAACUCCGCCGCCCGCGCCGCGCGCCGCGUCCAAGAGCGCAAGAACAACAAAUCCACCACAACCAUCGUAUCACCGUCAACCACACCACCGUCAUCGACCUUCAACACAGCGCUCGAUCUCCUGCCGUGGUGCACGGCCGACAGCGCGGCGGCGCCGCUGGGUAGAGACGUGGUGUUCCGUUUGACCGACCUGUUCGGGUCGCUGAGGGAGGUGGCAGCGGUGGCGGUCGCGCAUGGAAGCGGAGACGGGGACGGGGACGAUGGGCUGCGGGCAAAGGUGGAGGAGAUGGUGUUGCUGGUUGGGGAACGGACGGCCGGGGAUGUGCUGGAUUUUUGGGUGGAGGAGUGGGUGGCUGAUUGA